AUGGCCACUGUUACUAUAGGCAGAGCCUAUUUCGAUGCUCUUCUUCGCAGUUCGUGGGUCGCCAUGGCAAAUGAUCGAUUCUUCGUCAAACUAAUUCACUGCCAGUACACUUCUGGACAGGAGUUCGAGCUUGCGCCUGACCUCCUCAGCAACGUCAUCAUCUCGAAAGUAGAGCAUGAUUACAUGCAACAAUGCAGUCACGAGUAUGCCCUCCUCAAGAGUGCUCUGUUCCGUGGCGGCCUGACGAUGGACACACUGAACACACUCCUCGCUAGUGAAAGCGAGGCCACCGAUCACACUGCACAGUACGGACACGGCUCCUCCGAGAAAAUCUUCUUUAGACCUGAUACAGUACCUAACACGACGCGAAUAUCUUACAACGAUGUCAGCCCUCGCAACAAUGACAGUUCGCACAGCUCAGACGAGACCGAGACUCUCAGUGAUCAUCUCAGCCUACCCCAACCUCGACCUCUGCAACGCACAAAUAGCAUCGACGAGACUGAGUCCUGCAUAGACAACUGCGUGGAAGAAGAGCAGGACCAUCGGCAGGAUUAUGGACACCGCGAGCGCAUUCCUGUGCGUGAUCAACGCACCAUUCUCAUCAGCAAUCUCGCCGAACGUACCACUCAUAAGGACAUAACUGGAAUAAUUCGGGGCGGGCGACUCCUAGAUAUCUUCCUCCGCAACGACCGAUCUGCUACAGUGUCCUUUGUCGAGGGCGCGGCUAAUUUCCUGGCACAUAUCAAGCGCAAUGACAUCUAUCUCCAUGCCAAGCGUCUUGAAUUCCGUUGGGCCGACCGUCAGUUCCACGUUUCGCCUCACGUCUCUUACAAUAUUGCAAAGGGGGUGACGAGGAACCUCGUGGUGCGUGGCGUGGCUGGUAGAGUCACUGAAGAGCAGAUUCGAGAUCAUCUUGACCAUAUCCACAACCUCAUCAUUGUCGACGUCUACUUCCAAAAUGGAAAUGCGCACAUAUCGACAAAUUCGAUCAACAACGCACGAUUUGCGAGGACCUGUAUGAUGUCUCGUGCAGUCUACAAGGGCGUACGGAUCGAAUGGGGCCCAGACGAGUGUGCUGCUCCGCUGCCGCAGCCUGAGUCAAGGACUCGUCCACCAGCCAUGCGUGUACCUUCACUGCCUCUCUCGAUGUCGAACAUCUAUGCACCCCUCGAUACUAGCUCAGAGCUGGACUCAGACUCCCAAACUGAGCCUUACAUUCCUGAUGGUGUGCGUCUCGACCGCAAUGACUGGGCCAACGCUACUCGGAGCUUAUCUUCGGCUGAGGGCUUACCCCAUCUUCAUCUACAUACCCUUGCAAUCCUUCUUACCUCGAAGCAUUUUUCUAAUUGCUGUUUUGAAGCAGGCAGCAGCAAGAUGGCAUCCACAAUUAAAGUUGCGGUGAUCCAGAUGUACCCAAAACCUCUGGACCCAGAGCACAACUUCAACAAAGCGGCAGACUAUGUACGCUCUGCUGCAGCCCAGGGCGCCGAGCUGGCCGUGCUGCCAGAAUACCACCUCACCAACUGGUUGCCGAAAGACCCGGCUUUCGUAGGGCUCUGCGACCAGUGGGAAACGUAUCUGAAGAAGUACCAGGCGCUGGCGAAAGAGUGUGGGAUCUGCAUUGUGCCGGGGACUAUUGUCGAGGGUCAUCGUGGCGAGCAGAAGGAGGAGGAUCGGCUACUGAAUGUGGCGUACUUCAUUGGCGCAGACGGGGAGAUUGUAGGCAAGUACGUGAAGAAGAACCUAUGGGGCCCCGAGCGCAGCCACCUCACCUCCUCGCGCCACGCGCCCCACGAAGUCUUCCCCACGCCCCUCGGCAACGUCGGCCUGCUCAUCUGCUGGGACCUGGCCUUCCCCGAAGCCUUCCGCGAGCUCAUCGCCGCCGGCGCCCAGCUCAUCAUCAUCCCGACCUUCUGGACGCUCAACGACUGCUCGCCCGCGGGGCUCGCGCGCAAUCCCCGCGCCGAGGCGCUGUUCCUUGAGAGCGUGCUUACCGCGCGCGCGUUUGAGAACACGUGUGCAGUUGUUUUUGCGAAUGCGGCGGGGCCCGCACAGGAGGGGUAUGCCGGGUUGAGUCAGGUCACGGUGCCCUUUUUGGGGCCGGUGGGGCGGCUGGGGGAUGCGGAGGAGGGGUUGCUGGUGGUGGAUGUCGAGAUGGGGAUUUUGGAGGAGGCGGAGCGGAAUUAUAGGAUCAGGGAGGAUAUUGGGGGGGAGGGGUGGCAUUACACGUAUCGACAUGACAGUGUGGGUGGUGAGUAA
Messenger RNA from Boeremia exigua, 2259 nucleotides. RefSeq names its product carbon-nitrogen hydrolase. The transcript is spliced from 8 exons. The record is from RefSeq and is a predicted model, not a curated record. Gene Ontology annotation, molecular function: nucleic acid binding; hydrolase activity, acting on carbon-nitrogen (but not peptide) bonds, in linear amides. NCBI's taxonomy places the organism in Eukaryota, Fungi, Ascomycota, Dothideomycetes, Pleosporales, Didymellaceae. The coding region runs from base 1 to 2259 and encodes 752 amino acids.